Molecule: messenger RNA, 549 nt
Organism: Saitoella complicata NRRL Y-17804
Lineage: Eukaryota; Fungi; Ascomycota; Saitoellomycetes; Saitoellales; Saitoellaceae
Exons: 3
Coding region: 1-549 (182 amino acids)
Source: RefSeq, a predicted model, not a curated record
AUGGUCAGAUCCCGCGGCUUGAACCACCGAAACCCCUUCAACGCCCCAGAAGAAUUCGCCGAAGACAAUGCCCAACCCGAAGCAAUUGACGAGCAAGAACAAGAAGCACUCAUAACAAAGUUGCGUGCACAGGAUGAAGCACAGAAUACUCUUUACAGAAAAGCCUUCGCCCUCAUCAUUUUAGCGCUAUGUCCAAUCUUCCUAAUGGCCUUACCAACAGGAGUCGGCGCCCUACCAAUUCUCCUCUCAAUAACCUCCCUCUCACUAACCUCCUACACCCUCCUCUCCCUUCCCCUCCACGCCCAGCAAACGCCCUUCCCACUCUCCUACCUUCCAUUCCUCAACCUAACGCUCUCACUCCUCGCAGCUGUGAACGGUGGAAUAAAGAGCAGGGUGUUGAGAGGAGGGGUGGAUGAGGUUUCGUGGGUGGUGUGGUAUAUCCCGGUCGUGGUAUGUGGGGUUGCGGAGGUGCUGAGGUAUUGGAUGAGGGGUGUUGAGGCGGAUAUCAGCGGUUUGGAGGGAUUAAAAUACAAGUACAAGGGAGCAUGA